Messenger RNA from Echinococcus granulosus, 1350 nucleotides. RefSeq lists its product as hypothetical. Bases 1 to 1350 code for a protein of 449 amino acids. The record is from RefSeq and is a predicted model, not a curated record. Gene Ontology annotation, biological process: RNA polymerase I preinitiation complex assembly; nucleolar large rRNA transcription by RNA polymerase I; transcription elongation by RNA polymerase I. The transcript has 10 exons. Gene Ontology annotation, molecular function: DNA binding. NCBI's taxonomy places the organism in Eukaryota, Metazoa, Platyhelminthes, Cestoda, Cyclophyllidea, Taeniidae. Gene Ontology annotation, cellular component: RNA polymerase I complex.
AUGCCCAGUGUUCUAGCGCGACUUUCAGACUUCACUCGUAAAGAUGGAUUUAACACCCUUUUCAUUAAUCCAGGCCCUUUUUCUCUAGGAACGAGUAGAGCAGAUCCCGACGAAAUAAUUCCAGCGCAAGUGUCCCGUGGGAAUCCUAUAGGGAGUCGUCAAAUCUGUUGCAACAUUAAAGGACUUAAGUAUGUCAAUGCUUCUUUAAGUGGAAAAGAUCGGAGCUAUGCCACGAUUAUCUACAAUAAAAAGACAGCGAAGAUUGAAAUAUCUUAUAAUCUGCCGGAGUUCCUAUCACCCAAGUUUGAUGUCGAAGUUAUUGAUGGAGAAUCUUCUCGUUCUUUGGCUGUUGAUCCUCAUGCUUUGACAAAUACGUUCGGUUCGGUAUGGGGCAAAAAGUACCUCCGUGACUUAGAUGAAAUGUCUGCGCAAGCCGCUGCUGUUAAUGACGCUGAUGUUCUACAGAGAGUUGCUUUUGGGAAAGCAGCAUUGAAAAAGGAUGCCAAAAAACUAGGUCAAGCUGACAUAAAGGGCGGUGUAAAUGGUGAUAAGGUGACUCAGCAGGAGCUAUUGCUGCCUCCCUUUGACCAAAUAACGCGUUUCGUUGCCCAGAUCUUUCCGAUUGGCAAAAUUUUGCCCCCAGCGGUGGCCUCCAGUCUAGCCAAAGAGGCAAAAGCCUUUUCUGAAGCCGACGAAAGCAUGCACAAGCAGUGGCUCUUGGAGGGCAAUUAUCCCCGCUUCAUCAUUGAUCGUUUGGCUUACCUCCCGAUGGACAAUGCCGAAAUUGCGGGAUUUUCAGCACCGGGCGCUAAGAGAAAGCGGCAAUCUCCGGAUAGUGUUGGUCAGCCCGUAACAAGAAUGGAAAUGGCCAAAAAUUUGGCGUUGCUCGUGCAUAUGUUUAAGUUGUUUCAACUGAAACCGAGGGAGUUGCAGCAUCGAACACCCCUUCCUGACACUCCCCAACCUGUCAUGAAGCAUCUUUUAAAUGAGUUUACAGCUUUCGUGUUUAAAGAAGGGUGUGAGCGCCUCAAAGCUAGGGUGAUAACGCCGGUACUGCGCGACAAAUUGAUAUGCCACAUUCUAGUCCUUCUGCUUCAUUGCGACAGCUUUGCCACCGUCAUUGACACUCUUUCCGUCGACUUUAAAAUGCCCUCUUUGCGCUUGAAGAAGUAUUUCCAAUUUAUUGGAUGCUCAUUUACGAAAAAGGAGACGGGGGCGAGUAGUACUGACCAGAAGGAGGGGGGGAAGCAAUAUCACACGGUGGCACGACUAUCGGCUCCCCUCGUUUUCAAGAUUAUUAAUGCCGCAAAAAUGGAGCCACUUAACGGGGUUUUCGACUUUGCCCCCUGA